CAACCAGAAAUUUACUAUUUUCAGAAUUUAUAAGGCGAUUAUUUUCAUCAUCUAAAACAGUCUUUCCACGGAACGAAACACGUUCUUACAGGUCUGAUUUCUUAAAUAGGCACGUGAAGAAUUCUAAUUUUUAUUGCCCAAAGAAGACACGAAAAUCUCGCCAUAUAUUUCCUCGCUCGUUUCAGCGGAACACAACAUUCCUUCGUACGCAUCGAAUCGAAAGUUUUAAUUUACCUAUUUAGAAUCUUGAAAAUAAGUUUAUAUUUGUACAGAAUUGUAAAAAAGAGAAAUUAUUUUAAAUUAUGGAAGUUUCGGAAAGUAUCGUUGUAAAUAGUUCUGUUGCUAACACACCAACUAAAAGUCCAUGGGGGAAGACUCCAAAUGUUGUACCUUGCUCGUUUUCUGCUGUUAUGGAUGAAGAAGUGGCUAAAGAAUUGCAAGCUAAAGAAGAUUAUCUCGCGGGUUAUCACUUACAAGGAAGCACGGUUGAUUCUCCUGAGUCAAUAUUUAAAGGUACUAUACAUGUAAUAAUAUUGAUUGUUUAAGUAACAGUGUGACUUUUUUGGGACGAUCCGUUUCGUUGGCUUUUUACUUCAGUCAUUGCUCCUUGGUAUGUUUAUAUCGGGAGAAAAUGUGUCUGUGAGGUUUUUUUUUCCUUGGCAGCCUGCUUAAAUCAUGGUCACCGGGGUAAUACGGACACCAUGGCGUGUACUGUUAGUGUCUGCAUUAAGAGGCUGGUCAUUUUGUUGCCGGUGAGGGGUAGAGAAAAAAUGUUGCUGGGGCAUCAUUUUCAAAAUCUUGAUAGACAUAAUCUUGACAUUUCAUGUGGGGGCCAUUUUAAUAAAUUUCAUGAAAGUAGUACAAAGCAGUAUCAAUUGUGAUUUGAAAUUGAAUGUACAGUAGAACUGUGGAACUCUGAAGGGAAACAGAAAACAGUUUGAGUUAGCAGGGAAUUCAAGUUAUCGGGGUAAAUUUCAGUUCAAGGGAAAGGAAAUUCAGUUUGAGUUAGCUGGGAAUUAGAGUUGUCCAAGUUUCAAGGUUCUUCUGUAGUUCAGUGGUAAAUAAUAAACCAAAAUUUGACAUGAUUUGUAGCUGGAAUAUUCCCAGUUUCCACUGCAAUCAGGUAAAGGUGGUGACUUUCACAAUACAUGUAUAUAAAAUUUAUGUGGGUCAUUUCUAAAAAGUUACGAUGUAUUGAGGGGUCAGUUUAAAUUUUUUAAAAAAAUAUCCAGGCUUACUUGGCAUGGUUUUGUUUUCCAGGAAGCUCUAGUCCAGACACUGAAAAUGAUUUUCUCUUGGCCCAAAUGCUUCAGCUUGAAUAUGAUAAAGAGAAUGAUCGUUCAAUUGACUCGAUGGAAAAGAGAUACAAUGGAGAAAGCAAAGGUAUGUAGUUAGAAUGGUUUCCUGUAGGUUGUUGCCACUUGGUAUCACAUUUCUGUAUUAUUUUUGUGAUAGCAAAAAGAAAAAAUAAUAAUUAUAGUUAAAGUACCUUAUUCUUACUAAUUUUCACGAGUAUUAAAUUUCGUGAUAUUAGUAUAGGUAAUAGCAUGAUUUGUAGUGAUAUUUGGCUUAAAUAGCACGAGUGACAUUUCAAAAUUGUUGUAUGUAAAUUUGAUACAAUUUUAAAAUUUCGCAAAUGGUAUUUAUGCCAAAUAUCACGUACAAAUCAUGGUAUUAUUUGUUUAUACUACUACCCACAAAAGGUUUGUAAUUUUCACAUGUAGGUAUUUCAAAUUAAGCUGAAAUACCACUGCUCCAAGCCAAUCAAAUUGCAGAAAUUUCUCAUGUGGUAGUAAAAGUGAUUUUAAAACAUUCGAACUGUAAACUAGAGCCCUGCAAAUACCCAAGACUUCUCCAUAUACAAUUAGUUAUGGAGACCGCAUGCCAGCAUUGUCUUGUGUUUAACUUAGUCUAAACUGAAUUUACAUUUAGCCACGUUUAAGGAAACAACAGUUGAAUGGCCAAAAUAAUAUUCCUAACCCAAAAUAUUGUAGUUAGCCAUUUAUUCUUUGCUUUGUAUUUUUACUCCUUUCAGUGUCGGUGUCAUUUGAUCAUUUUCGUAAUGUCCAUCCAAUGCUAAAAGAAGAUUCAUCAAGUUCUUCAGAUUCAGAUGAGUGGGAUGAGGAUGAUCUGGGUAAAGUAACUUAAUUGUUGUAUGAUGUUAUUGUUAGCUCACUAUUGAUACUCAGAAAAACUGUCGGUUCAUCUGAUAGUAGGUAUCAUUCUUACAAAGAGCUCAACUUCCAAAGCCUAUUUUGCCGCUCUGAUCUGUCAACAAUAAUAUGGUAGUUUUUAUAUCUGUGCCCAGGUACAGAUCUAGGAUAGAUACUGAUUUCCUAAACAAGCGCCUUCUAGUGGGGUCCAGGGGCAGGCUUCCCCAGGACAUUUUUUAGAUUUUUACUCCUUAAAGUUCCUUUUCCUGGGUCUCCAAGACAUCCAAACAGGAAUGUAUUGGCCAGAUUUAAACUUGAAAAGUGUUUUUGAUUGUUAAAUAUAUAUUUAUUAUUAAAAAUGUGACCGAUUUCAGUAAAACAGUGGAAACCGGUGUGGAUCCCAGCCUGUGUGCUCACUGUUGUCUGUCUUUGUUGUUAAAUCUUCCUAAUUUUUCACAAUCAAACCCUUUACUCAUUAAUCUCUAAGGUUACUUACUAUAGACUCUACUUGUAUUUUGACUCUUCAAUCCUUUGCCUGUAGCAUUGCUCAUGUAACCACCAUGCUUAACGCCCAGUAUUUUUUAAAACAAUAUAUGUUAUAGGUUGAAGUUUUUUGCUUACUCAUCAUCAAGUAUGGUCAUGUUGACCAGCCAAACAACUUUUAACUCUGUUGUGUCUCAUGGCUUGUGAAAACUAUAGCUAGCAAUUGUAUUACAUGUACCACUAAGUGACAUUCACAAAGCUGCUGAACGAAAACGUCAGACAGCGUCUCAUCUGUAUUCUCCUUAUUUUUAACUGAAAAUGAUUAAAAUAUUUUAUGAUUUGACUGUUCUAUUGUAAUUAUUUUACAGAAUUAAUGUGAAUAAAUUUUUUUUUUCGGGUUAUAAAAAUUAUACUUGAAAACGAUGCACUUGACUGCAUGGUAAAAAAGACCACAUGUGGCUAUUAUUCAUUUUGAACCCUGCAUACCUAAGUAUAAAUAGUCAGUAUGAUUCUGGCAAUCUACCCGUCCACCCCUCCCUUAACAUUUGCCCAUAAGGAAAAAAGUUAGUGUUUAUCAUGUUGGGUUUAUAGAGGAGGUGGGAAUGGAUACUUACAGUUUGCAACAAUUUUAACUGCAUGGUCCUCUGUCUUUGAUAAACCUGCAGACCACCCUACACCUCCUAAACCUCCACCUAAUCAAUCACCUGGCAAGAAAAAAGAGAUUAUCACCAAACAUGACUCAACAGUGUGUGGGCGUCGCAAUGUUAAGAUCAUGGAAAAGGUAUGUGUAAUGAUAACAAAUUGCUCCAUUCUCCAGAAUACCAAAAUACUAAAAAAAACACCAAAAUCGUUUUGUAUCACGAUGCCUUCUUUGAAGACAUUGGUUUUUAUUGUAUUAUAUAUCUCCUAUUAAGCUCUCCUCUCCAGAAACCCCCCUCCCCGCCCACCCCCGGCCCCCACUUUAUACGGUGGAAAAGAAAAAUUUUUCACCUCACCAUCCACGUCCCCCUCAUUAAGUUUUAUACUCAAAUAUUAACCAAUUUACUCCUGGGAAUUUGCCUUAAAACACAUUCUGAAGCUACCAGAGCCCUUUUCUGGUGACUGUCUGGCUAUUAAGAGCGUUACCGCAAAGCCAUUUACAGGUCGUACACUUUACAGCCUUCUGAUCUAGACGCAAAAUUUUUCCAUAUAUUUUACUAUUACCUGUUGACGAGUGUCAGUUGAUAUACCGUGGACUGUGUUGUAUAUAGAGGUUCCUUAAAAGGAGGUUCCACUGUAUUUAUAUCACACAUAACCACCCUUCAAAGGUUAAGGAAUUAGACCCUGGGGUAAAGUAUCCCCUGUACAAAUCUUUGUUUGUAACCCAGGGUUAGCCUCCCAUGCCCGGCAGAAAGUCUGUGGGCUAGUGGAUUUUGCUAUCUGACUAGUGAUUUUUGUUCUUAACUUGCCCCACAGACAAGUGCUGUUUUCUGGGAAAAUUCAAAUUACAGAAGGAUUAUAAUCAAUCCUGCUAAUAAAAAAGGGUUUUUUGGGGCUAGUUGAAAUGACUUGUGGGCUAGUACAUUCUAGCUACAGCUUGCCCGAAUGGCAGGCUGUAAAACUGAAUUCUUCGCACCCUGAGACGUUUGUAAGGCCCCAUUUGUGGGGCAGGAAAUCAUGACAAAGCCGUAAGAAUAUCAGCGUAGGGGCUACAUGUACCCCAGACUUUGAGCUUGCUUACAACUAAAAUGGUGUUAUAGAGUAAACAUUUUCUUUAUUGAUCUUGCUAUUUUCUUAUUUAAUUUCAGUUUCCACCAAGUUUUGCCGCAGGAAAUGUGGGCAGUGAAGAGCUUGACCUCAAGCUUUCUAACAGUGUGUUCAAUACGUUAAAACAGCACUCUUACCGCGAGGAAAGGCAAAGUGCUCGACUUCACGAGAAGAAGGAACAUGCAACACAUGUGAGUAAAUAGUUUUAACUGUAGGAAGGAGUCUACCAUGCAAACAAGCUUCCCUGAUGCAGCCUGCGAAUGCAGUCGUUAUUUCGGUCAUGGAAAGAAGCGACAAUCUGAAAAAGGUCUGCAUUCACAGGCUACCCUUGGUGAUUUGUGGACUUGACUUGAGGAAAUGGAUAAACAACGUUGGAUCCAUUGUAGUCUUACACGCAGCUUUUUUGUCCUGUCAUGCAAUGCUUCUUGUCACGCAAUGCUCUCCAACCCAGGAGUGUUGCAUGAUGAGAAUGCGCAGAAACGCUUGCUGCACAGGCUAAUACUUGAAUCUUUUAACCUUAUAGUCUUUCACGCAGCCCUUUUUUGUCCUGUCUCGCAAUGCUUCUUCUCUCCCUUCCAGGAGCAUUGCAUGAUGAGAAGAAAACGGCUGCGUUCAAGACUAGUUGGAUCUCUCCGUUCCAACUUUCGCAAACAACUUGCAUAGAAUCGCUUGCUGCACAGUCUAAUACUUGAAUCUUUUAAAGUUGGCUCGAUAGCAUGGUCUAAAAAACAAAAACAAAAAUGAAAGCCUCUUUAGCAGGAGUUUUAUUCGGUCUGAUUUGAUUCUGAACGUUUUACAAAUUUUCUUCUGGUCUUGAUUGUUUUUGCUGCAAUGUUUUUUUAGGAGCAAGUGCUAGACCCGAAAACCCGGCUGAUGUUGUACAAGCUGGUGAAUGGCGAAGUUCUUGAAGCUGUAAAUGGCUGCGUCAGUACUGGAAAGGAGGCCUGCGUGUUCCAUGCGAAUGGAGGAAGGUUGGUAAAAUAGAUCCAUCACUAACGUGAGAUAAUUAACAAUUAUUCCACGAGUGCGCGUAGGAUAUGAGAUGGCAGAUAGCCACAAAAUAUCGAGAAUUCUUCCCGAAUUUAUUUGGAGAGCUUUGUAUAAUGGCUUACAUUCCAGGAUGGCCAAGCCAAUCAGAGCUCUAUAAUUGCAUUAUCCAAUGAUUCAGUUUUUAAUGAUAUAGUCUUUUUAACGAAAUUUGGGAAAUUUCUCAUUUAUUUUGUCCAAUAUUGUAGCUCUACUUGGACACGUUUUCACUAAUUGUCGCCUUCUCAGGAAAGCCGUAAGCGAAGCUUCAGAAUUAGUUAGCCUUUUAAACCUUCUAACUGCUUUAUGAAGUAGAAGUCGAAUCUUCAGUCUUUUGACGAAUGAGGGGGGUGUAGGGGAUGAACAAUAUGCACCCAGCCCCACCCCUCACUAACUACCCGAUAUGAAACUCCCAGCUAAUUUACUUAGACCAAGGUAUUUGAGGUAAUUUCGAUGAAGUUGAUGUUGUAGCUUGGUGUGAGACUCGAAAAGUAAUAGACAUAUCUUGUCUUAAGUAUCGCUAUUUAGAAACCCAAGGUACAGUUUUAUAAUCCCCUUGAAGCACCCCUGGUUGGAGGCAAUUGAAUUUAGUAGUGACCCUUUUGUCAUUCCUUUUACUGUUCAACAUCAAAAGGCGAGAAGAAGAACCAAUGCCAGAAGAAUGUGCAGUAAAAGUGUUCAAGACAACGCUGAACGAAUUCAAGACAAGGGACCGUUAUAUCAAAGACGACCAUCGCUUUAGAGACCGCUUCAGCAAACAGAAUCCAAGAAAGAUAAUCAAGCUGUGGGCAGAGAAGGAAAUGUGUAACCUUAGCAGGUUUGUUAUCUCUUUCGUCACUCCGCCUUGUAUUGUGCAGAUUUUUACUGACUAAGAACAGUUAUCCAACAUCAGCUAUAUGAAAGACAAAUUCUUUUCGCAAAAAUACUUUUAGAAUUAGAAGAAACUUGUUUUCCUUCGACUUCUCGAUGAUACCUGAUAUCUUUCGUUUCUGUGAAUUACUACUUCUGCUUGGGGCUCCCAUGAACAACCUGAAAGCGUUUGAAUUUACUGGGGAUGGUAUUGCGGUUAUUUCACGUAGCCCACAGAGACCAUGUCACGUUGUUUUAUCAAUGUAACUUCGUCUCAACGAAAGUAAAAAUCGAGUAAUCGAAUGAAAACACGUAAGCGAAACGAACUAACGAUGAGCGAAACGACUUAAGACGUAGGCGAACAGAACGUAGGCGAAACGACUCUUUGGCGAAACGACCGUAAACCACUUCACCGUUGUGUGUUCAUGUCCUUUAAGCAAUUGAAAUUUAUGCUCAGUUAAGGAUAAUCUUUAUACUCAUACGUUGUGUGUUUUUGUCACCGGUCAGGCACUUUUUGUAGGUAUUUCUGGAUUUAUAUAAGGCGAACUGAGAAAACAGUAAUAAGAUGUUUGUUUACAAAUUUUGUUUGCCGAUCGGUGACUGUUUUGUUAGCGUGGGUACGACGUCGUACAAAUACACGUUGGUAAAUGUUUGUUUCAAAGCAGGACAGGGCUGUAAAUCUUAUUCUUAUCGGCUGCAACAUAUAUCUGAGGAGUAGCAAAGAAUAAACUUGAAUUAUGGGGAUAAAUAAAAUCAAACCAAAUGCCCGGAAAUACUCUCGCGUCGCGAACAAUUUUAAUUUACUUGCGUGCAUCUAACUCGCCGCCGAUUGGUUGAAAAACAAUCAGCUACUGUCAGAACUCACACAUGCGCAUUAUCGUGAACCAGUCCCUUUAACGUCCAGAGUCGUAGUUUUGCUUGAUAACCUGAUGUUCUCGUUGCUGUCACCGUCGUCGUUGGGUUAAACCUCCUGUUUGAUUUCUAAACUUUGUUGCAGGAUGCGUAAAGCUGGUAUCCCUUGCCCUACUGUUGCACUGCUAAAGAAACAUAUCCUGGUCAUGAGUUUUAUUGGCAAGGAUCAAAAACCCGCUCCUAAACUGAAAGACGCUGUUCUUUCCUCGCGACAGUUGCAACAGGCUUAUGAGCAAUGUGUUGAGGUAAGAUGUAUUGUAGGCUAGGAUAGAUGUACUUAUAGAAUGUCAGUGGUCUCCUGGGCUGUGUCUAGACAAAGAUUACCAAGAGGGUGUUUUUUCUGAAAAUUUGCACAAGAUCACAAACAAAGAGUUGAGAACAUUAUUAAUAAUAACGUUGGAAAACGCUUUUAUGGUGAACGGCGAACGUAAGUGCCCCAUUUACUGUUGGCCGUGAACUGCACUAGUCUGUUAAAGGCAAGAUUUACCGUUACUGAAACUUUCACAUAAUGGCCUCCACUCGGUCAGGUUACGGCCUCAAAUGGUAGAAUAUACAGUUAUCAUAAUAAUCUCUAUAUCAUGGCCACGGUCUCUAUGCCCCAAUGCGGCAGGUUCCGAGGCAGUUAAUCUGAAAUGUCAUCCGGUUCCUCGCCCCGCCCCUAACGGGCGGCAAGUCUCUCUCGCUUUGCAGCCCGCUGGCGGGUGGGGUCAGGAGACGGAUGAUGUUUCAGACUAGCAUCGAGUGACAUCUGGAAUAUCAACUUUUCGAGCGGUGUUGCGUGCAUUUCUGUAUCGUAUCAGAUUCGCUCUGACCACGGGCGCUUACCUUAAGUCAGAACCGGCCGGCGGGACUGAUCAUUAGGGAGUUAAGCAACGAGAACGGCGAUGGCAACGAGAACGGCAAAAAAGCAAUAGGUUUAGGGCCUGUUUACUUGAAGGUGGGGACAGCGGAUACGUGAGGUAACAUGCGGAGGGUCACCCCACCUAUCAUGUAAACGUGAUCAAAUUAAAAUGAGAGAUUAUAUGGGCAGGCGGGUUACCCCACCUAAGCGGGUUACCUCGCCUACCUGGGUUCCCCCCACCUCCAUGUUAACAGGCCCUUAGGCUGGCAAAGCUACAACUUUGCGCGCGCGUCACGCUUUUUUGUACAUUUCUUUACCGCCACUGCACGACUACGACGUGAAACUGCCUAAUUUCACGUUUGUGGAGGAUGUGAACUUAAGACAACGAUUUUCGUUUUCUUUUUGUGAACUUAGAUACAGUCCUUUAGAAUUCAACUCCUGAAAAAGUCGCCAACAUGUAACAAUUUAAAAGAGUUCUAAUAAGAGCCAUGAAGUUUGAUUCAGCGCGAAUUCACUUUUUGGGUGACGUUUUCGAUGUCGUUGCCGUCGUCGUUGCUUAAGCUCACUAUUUGAAACAAAAUUUGGUCGUUUCUCAAAAUUUCCCCCCUAUCCAGACUGAUCUGGUUUGAUAGUCCUAUUUAAUUGUGGAAUUCUCCAUACAACUGGACUGGUCUGGCCAGCCCGGCAGUUCCGACAAAUGGAAACCAUACUAAGAGUUAGUACUCGAAACGUCGGCUUCUCAACCUCUACAUGGUGGCCGACUUACUCUAUCUCCUCAGUUGUCAAAACCAAAUUUUUCUAUUUCACCCCCCCCCCCAGCCCCCCCCCCCGACAGGCGACCACGAUUUCUUUAGAAACUAACCUUGAAUUUCUUUAGAUGUGUGAUACAUGUAUUACACAGAGUUGUGAUAAUUGCCGACAGAAGCACUCUAAUCGCAUGAGUCUUCUAUUUUUUAGAUAAUGUGCACAAUGUAUCAAAAGUGUAAGCUAAUCCACGCGGAUCUGAGCGAGUACAACAUGCUCUGGCAUGAAAACAAGGUGUGGUUUAUUGACGUGAGUCAGUCCGUGGAACCAUUCCACCCGCACGCCUUGGAGUUCCUGUUCAGGGAUUGUACAAACGUGGUGGAAUUCUUUACCAAAUGUGGAGUGCCUGAUGUACUGCAGGCUUAUGAGCUUUUUAACAAGGUCACGCGACUGGAAAUCACCCCUGAUCCUGAGCAAAGCUUCCUAUCACAGGUAUUGUUAUCAAGGUAG
Porites evermanni is the source of this 9264-nucleotide messenger RNA. NCBI's taxonomy places the organism in Eukaryota, Metazoa, Cnidaria, Anthozoa, Scleractinia, Poritidae. The record is from the annotation of a GenBank genome assembly.